Messenger RNA from Paramacrobiotus metropolitanus, 2650 nucleotides. Its product is annotated as decapping and exoribonuclease protein-like. The coding region runs from base 1056 to 2120 and encodes 354 amino acids. The record is from RefSeq and is a predicted model, not a curated record. Lineage: Eukaryota; Metazoa; Tardigrada; Eutardigrada; Parachela; Macrobiotidae. Gene Ontology annotation, molecular function: mRNA 5'-diphosphatase activity. The transcript has 8 exons. Gene Ontology annotation, biological process: NAD-cap decapping; nuclear-transcribed mRNA catabolic process. Gene Ontology annotation, cellular component: cytosol; nucleus.
ACUGAUCAACAUUAAUUUGUGCCGCGGCUGGUUCGUAAUUAAGGUGUUUCUUCGUGACAGGGUGGCAGAUCUUGCCGAUGUUCACGAGCUGAGAGAAUCUGUUAAUUUGAUACCAAAUUAUUAAAUAAAAAUAUAAUUUUAAUCCUGGUCAUAUAAUGCUAUACGCGCAGGAAACCAGCUACGAUGGAAAAAUCGCAAGUAUGCUCUCGUGGACGAUGUUCGAUAAUUUUGAGAAAUGAUUGGUUUAGUUAUCCACGUGGAUUAUAUUUUGUAUGGAGAACACCAAGAAUUCGCAAAAAUUACCAAGAAUUCAAAGUGGCGAAAAUUACUGUGUCGGCAAAUGUACCGUACACAGCAAGUUGAUGAAAUUACAAGAACUGCCAGUUUAUUCAGAUCGACGAAUCGAAGCUUUGAAUUCCACCAUGAAAUUCAUGCUGGAAUUUGUGUUUGGAGACCCUGAUUAUUCCGGGAGGAUGCAUCGGGAGUAAAAUACUACAAUUUCAACUUUGUUUGCUAUUUCUACCGCAAAAGGUCAUAAACUCGCAACGAACAUGGAGUCGGAAAAGGUUCAUAUUCACCUGCACUGAUUUGCAAAAUUUCAGCUAAGAAGAGCAAGGAGUGCAAUUGUCUCCAUCGACAAUGGCAAUCACAUCUUCCCAUUGGAGUCACCUGGGAAAAAGUGUGAUGGAACUGAUGACGGCGCUGCAGUCGACGGUUCGUAAAAUCUUCGUGACUUGCGUUUUCCGGUGCUGGGUAGAAUUAUGAACAGUAGGAACACCGUGGUACCUGGUUUUGAAUUGGUUAAUUAUUGGAAAUUCUCGAAGAUUGCCUGAUAUAUCACUAUCGAUUUCGUCAGAUCGGUAGACCUGUUGCUUUCUUUGCGGAUUACGUGGUAAGCAAGCCAGAAGUGUCCUUAUAUCAUCUUUUACACACGGAAAUUAACCGUGAUUGUGACGGACCCGGACGGAGUGUUUUGCUGCGUCGGAAGCGGACGAGUACGUCGGAAGCGGAUGAGUACCUCGUUACGUACGAGCGGACGAGUUGUGCGGUGAACGAUGGCUGCGGAACUCCCGGAAUCUCCGAACCCAUUAAGCUGGAAAAUUCAGCUAGAUGGUAAUAUCGUCGGCAUUGGUAUGGCUUUGGAAGUUGGAACGGCUGCAUCUGGAGAAAAUCCACCAGCUUGUCCGCCAAUCGUCCGACAACACGGAGAAGGCGACCAAAGUCAUGUUACCGGACUGGAAAUAGAUCUGAAUCAGGGAUACGAUCCGGGCGUCGAAAAGUCAUGGACUGCUGUGAUGUACAGGCAUUUAAUGCUGCUGUUAAACUGGAUGGCAGCACAUACUUCUUACUUCCGUGACGCUGCGCCGGAAAUUGUUUGCUGGAACGGGACAUUAAAGGAAAUCAUGAUGACUGCGUUUAAUCGACGGACCACGAAUGCCAAUGGAUGGAAGAUCGACGUUGUCCUGAUCGACGGAGUGCUGUACAUGGCACUGAACGGGUACACGCACCCGGGAAACACACGCAAGAAGUCGGAGGCUGAUUUGGAAUACGAAAAGCGUUGUGAACACCGCGGGUCCGUAUAUGAGGACGUGAUGACACGUAAUACAGGAGAGGCAGCGACUCUAAGCCAUCCAUUGAAGGACAAGAGCAGCUUUUAUUCGUUCCUGACGCGCCGCAUCAACGACAUCCGCGUGAUGUUUGGAGCGGAGGUGGACUGCCGCGAUCCGGAUGUCGCCGGCACGCCCGCGAGUUAUAUCGAACUGAAGGCUACGGCCCAUUGGAAAGCGACCGCCAAAACCGUAUCUCAAUGGAAAUGGACGUUUUACCAAUACAAGCUGGCGAAAUACUGGGCCCAGGCGUUCAUUGCUGGAAUGACUAAGGUGAUCGUUGGUCUGUGGGACGAAGCGGGAGUACUUGUGGAAACCCGCGAGUACGAUACGAACGACAUCGCCGUGCAGGCCAAAGCGGAGGCCAUGGCAACAUGGAACCCAGAGGAAGGCAUGGUGUUCCUUGGCCUGUUUCUGAAACAUGUGCGCGAUACCGUGACCAAGGAUUAUAAACAGAAAGUCCAGUGGGGGUGUACACGUUCGAGUGGUGUGCCGACAACAAGGACGAAGUGACCGGAAAUUUCCUUCCAGAAUCCGACCAAGACAGACAAGACUUUACCCAGCAGGUCCUUCGUGGCCUGGGCCGGCCGACGACAGUAGCGAAACUGCGGAGCGCCACAGGAAAAGGAAACUAACCCUCCUCACUUUCCCACAGUUACUCCAGAGUUAACAACGCGACUUAGAUAUGUGACGAUUUGCUCUUCUUGUCGGUGCAUGCUUUGGCAUUUUACCCGGUAACAUUUUGCUGCUCGGUGACUUAAAACAUUAAUGCGUUUUUUACCUUUGUAACUUUUAACACUCCGUUUAAAUGCUCUCCCAGCAAUUGAUACUUCGACUUCCUUCGCAAACCAAUCACUUAUACAGUCAUUCUUUUUUUACGGGUCAGUACAUCUAUCAACCAUAAGCACGAGGUACUGGUGACUGUCAUGUACACGUUAAUAGUAAGUGAUCGGUUUACGAACGAAGUCGAAGUAUCCGUUUUAUAUUCAGUAGGAAAGUUGUGCAGCGGUUUAUGGAUAAUUUUUAAUAAAUGUUCGACGUUG